UCGUUCUUUGAUGGCAACAUGAGUUUAUGGAAAGUCGAUCUGUCGCUUUCCCUCACCAUGUUGACCUUCCUUAUAGCUUAGUGACAACAUCAUCGUGAAUUAUUUUCUUUGUAUAUAUUAAGGAAGUAUACAAUUAACAAAAUAUCAACAGGUGAAGACGAUUAAUUCAGCCAAGAAUCGGCGACGAGUUCAAGUCAGGAGCAACACAACAACAACACAAGAACACAACGUUAAACAGAUCGCAGCAAAAGUAACGUAUCAUACAGCGGAAUUUUAAAGACGAAUAACUAAUUCUAUACGAAAUUAGCGGAUAUAUUUGUUAAUUAUACAACCAGGUAAAAUAUUUAUGAUUUAUUUUAACAGAAAUCCGCUUGGUUAUUGUUUGUUGGGGUGUUUCUAGAGCCCCAUUAAAGUUCGCCCAUAGAAGGUUGUGUGUGCAGAGCCUCACCAUGCCGUCUUUGCAGAAUGUCGGAGAUUUAAGCUUAUUGUUUUGAACCAUAUUUUCGUUAUUUUAGUUUUUCUACUUGACUCGAUAAAAACAUAAUCGAUCAAUUACGUUAAAUAACUAUAACAAGGAGUGUAAUUUGUUAAUUAAUCAAGAGUAAUACCGACCGAAACCGGCGUGUUUUUCCGCUUGGUUUUUGGUACACUCGAAGCCAAUAUGGCGGCUAAGGUAGAAACCAAUCAUUCCGAAAACGGACUGAGUUAUGAAGAAGUCAAUCAAAAGGAUAACAGCACUUACGCUCAAGCAGUUGCUAAUAGUAAAUUGCGAAGUAUCUCGGAAGGACAGAGUAGCCAGGAAUCAUCCGAUAAUAGAAAUGAUCCAUUGGAUUAUGCAUUGGCUAACCAUACGGAGACUAGUGUAGAAUCGGAAGAGGAGAAGAAUAAAAAAGAAUAUAUUGAUGCACCCCCACCUAAAGUCAACCCCUGGACUGUUAAUAAAAAUGCAGCUCUUGUAAUUAGUGGUAAGGCUAAUCACCAGAAAGGAUGCAAAGAACAGCAUGAAGAAAUAGCGACAGGAUCGCAAAUAAUGAAUUCUAUUCCACCAAAAGAGAAAAGACGACUUCCUCCUAGAACAAAUGAAAAUAGAGAUUUAAGUGAUUGGCCAACAUUAGGAGAAGUUCAUAUGAAUGAAAGGAGACAUUCACAAUCAAAUAGUCAAAUAAGCCAAAAUAACCAAUUAUCAAAUCAAGAGUUUCCUGGUCCAUCUCAAGCCAAAGCACCAUUAAAGUCUCAGAGUUCUCAAGACGAAGAUGAUUCUGCCAAAGAAAAUCGUGAAGCUUCCAUCCAAGUAAAUGAUACUGCCAAUGCCUCUAAAAAUAGCAAGAAAAAAGUAGGUACAAAACAAAAAUGGGUUCCUUUAGAUAUAGAACCAUCAAAAUCAGAAAGGAGAAAAUCUAAAAAUGGUGCAGAGAGAUCUCCUAGGUAUAAACGCGAAUCAGAAGAACAAAAGAAAGAGGGAAAGGAAAAGGCAGCAGCAGAAGGUGGAGCAAGUGGUAGUAAUGAUGCUUCUAAUAAGAAAGAUUCACAUCAAAACGAAGGCAGGAAAGGCAGAAGUUACAGAGGAGGCAGACGAGGAAGAGGACAAGGAAGAGGGACUUGGCCUUCAAGAAACAGGCCGUCUAUUCAAGAUGAAUUUACCGACGUGUCUUCCUUCUUUGUUGACUAUAGUAUAGAACCUUCAGCAGCCCCUACGACACCUUACAUUACUCCAUUCCUUGGAGGAGCAUUUUAUUAUAGUAAUUCAUAUGUUCAAUUGGAUGACGAAUCAUUAAAAACACGCAUACGUAAUCAAAUACAAUAUUACUUUUCUGAAGAAAAUUUACAAAGAGAUUUCUUCCUAAGAAGAAAAAUGGAUCAACAAGGAUAUCUUCCUCUUACACUUAUUGCUGGUUUUCAUAGAGUCCAAGCCUUAACUCAAGAUAUAAAUUUAGUGAUAGAGGCAUUGAAAGAUGCUCCUGCUAUUGAAUUGAAGGAUAAUUUGAAGAUACGUACACGCAAUAAUCCAGAGUUUUGGCCAAUUGAGAGUCAAGUAACAACAGAACUUCAUCCUGAUGUUCCAGCUUUUGUUCCUGGGCAGCCAUAUCCUUAUACUGAUUUCUUUUUUCAAGGUGCAUCUAUGUCUGAUAUGUACUUUGAAUCAUUUGGGAAUGAUAAACUAAAACAGCAAUUACACGGAUCGAAUGAUUAUUCAUCUUGUAUGGAUGGAGAUGCUGGAACCGACGCUGAUACUGAACAGGAACCAGAAGGCAAGGAGCAGGAUGGAAAAGAUUUCUGUGAUUAUACAGAAAAAGAAAAAACAGUUAAUACAAGUGAUCAGCCCAAAAAAGAACUAUUAAAUAAUGAAACUUCAAAUGAAAUAAUUAAUGAAGUUGAGAAACUAUCCAUAGGAGAGGAGUCUAAUGUGAUAACUUCGGGACCAUCUAGUGUAAACGAAAAUAAUCAAACCAAUAAUAAUGCUUUCGAAGAAGCUUGGAAACAAGUGAAACGACGUGCAAGAUCACAUUCAAAGCCAAAAGAAAAGAAAGAACAGCCAAAAACAAUGGAAAGCAAAGAAGAAUUAGAAUUCCAAUUUGAUGAAGAAAUGGAAAGUACACCACAUGGAAGGAAGAAUACAUUUACUGAUUGGUCAGAUGAUUCCGAUUAUGAAUUCAGUGAUCAUGAAGUGAAUAAAAUAAUUAUCGUAACUCAAACUAACCAUCCUAAGAAGCAUGAAGGCUAUGACAGAACUGGAGAUUGGAUAACCAGAGUUAAAAUGACUCAAGAUUUAGCAAAAGUCAUUAAUGAUGGACUACGUUACUAUGAACAAGAUUUAUGGGUUGAUGAUGAAUCAGAUCGACAGUACAAAUCAGUGGAGUUAAUAUCUCAGGAAAGAUUUCAGACAAUUGCUCCACCAACUCCAAUUAUUAAACAGACUGUGCCACCUCCUCCUCCUCCUCUUGAUACAGAGAUCGAUGUUGGACCAUUAUCGAGAUCGAUGCCAACCGACAUGCCAGAAUCAUCGCGAGAGCACCCUCGACAUCCUAAAGGUUCACGCACUCCUAGGGUUAGGAAAAAUUAUAUCGACGCACCCAGAUUUUAUCCUGUGGUGAAAGACAGUGGAUCUCCCGAGGACGAGGUAAACUUUGGAAUUAAGACUAAACAUGCUCAAGGUAUACCUAUAGAACAUCAUGUUGGUUGGGUUAUGGAUUCUAGAGAACAUUGGCCACGAUCACGUACCGGAUCUCUUAGUGAAGGAACUCCAACAGAAUCUAUAUUAUCAACUAGUUACGGAAGUACACCACAGUCUUUACCAGCAUUUGAGCAUCCAAGUCAUUCUUUACUCAAAGAAAAUGGUUUUACUCAACAAGUGUAUCAUAAGUAUCGUUCUCGUUGUCUAAAAGAAAGGAAGCGUGUUGGCAUCGGACAGUCACCCGAAAUGAACACGCUCUUCCGUUUCUGGUCAUUUUUUCUAAGGGAGCACUUUAAUCGUAAAAUGUACGAAGAAUUUAAAAAAUUAGCUUUAGAAGAUGCGAGUGUAGGUUAUAGGUAUGGACUGGAAUGCUUAUUUCGGUUUUACAGUUAUGGUCUUGAAAAACAUUUUAGGCAAGAUAUAUUUCAAGACUUUCAAGUUGAAACUAUGAAAGAUACAGAAAAUGGUCAUUUAUAUGGUUUAGAAAAAUUCUGGGCAUUCCUAAAGUACUAUAAACACUCCAAAAAGCUCAAAGUAGAUCCCGUUUUAAUGGCAAAAUUAGACAACUACAAAACAGUGGAAGAUUUUCGUAUAGAAGUAAGUUAAUUUGUCAAGUUCCAU
Messenger RNA from Centruroides sculpturatus (bark scorpion), 3793 nucleotides. RefSeq names its product la-related protein 1B-like (gene larp). Gene Ontology annotation, biological process: mRNA stabilization; positive regulation of translation. Gene Ontology annotation, molecular function: RNA cap binding. Gene Ontology annotation, cellular component: cytoplasmic stress granule; cytosol. The transcript has 18 exons. Bases 662 to 3778 code for a protein of 1038 amino acids. The record is from RefSeq and is a predicted model, not a curated record. NCBI's taxonomy places the organism in Eukaryota, Metazoa, Arthropoda, Arachnida, Scorpiones, Buthidae.